GCUUCCUGAAGACGUCACUUCCGCAUUGCACAGCGGUUGACAGUCGGUACAGAGCUGUCAGUGAUUUGCUCUCUGCACAGGCAGAAUUAGUGUCUGAUAGACUCCUCUUAAUUGGAAAUAAUGAAUUGAUCAUAAUCUCAGGACAUUUUCACGGUUUAGACGGAAGUACUGAGCUGGGGGAAGUGGGCUGCUUUCACAGACAUGUGGGUUUUCGGCUACGGGUCGCUCAUUUGGAAAGUGGACUUUCCGUUCGAGGAGAAGCGCGUCGGUUUCAUUAAAGGUUUCAGUCGCCGGUUCUGGCAGGGAAGCACAGAUCACCGCGGAGUUCCCGGAAAGCCUGGACGUGUGGUGACGUUAAUUGAAGACCCCGAGGGCUGCGUUUGGGGUGUUGCUUACAAACUUCCAUCAGGCAGGGAGAAGGAAGUGAAGGAGUACCUGGACUACAGAGAGAAAGGUGGAUACAGAGUGAUGACAGUUACAUUUCAUCCUAAAGGAGAAGAACACAAGCCCAUUCUGAACACACUGCUCUAUGUCGGAUCCUGCGACAAUCCAAACUACCUCGGACCAGCGCCUCUGGAACUGAUCGCACAGCAGAUCCUCAGGUCGGUUGGACCCAGUGGAAAAAACACAGAGUACUUAUUCGAGCUGGCUGACGCUCUCAGAGAGCUGAUGCCUGAAGAUUCAGAUGAUCACCUGUUCUCCUUGGAGCGCCUGGUCAAGAAACUUCUACAGGAUGCUGCAGAGUGACACACUAAUCACCAUCACUACACACAGUGUUUUCUCACACUGGAGGUUCAUCCACAUACACACACGGGUACCUCUUACAUGGAGUCUCACUAACCUAGUUGCAGAUUAUUAAAACCUCAGAUUUUAUUUAAUAUUUGUUUCCCUGUUGUAACGUCAAAUAACUGUGUCUAUUUAAGCUUGUAUGGUUUUUGUGUGUAAUAUUUAUGCACCAAGUAAAUUUGUUAUAGUCACUCAAAAAGGGAAAUAAGUGUCAACAAUUCUAAGACCAAAGACCACUGUAGCCAUGUGGUGGGCCUUACAGAUAUUAAUAAAGUAAUAUCUAGAGGACAAGAAGCUAUAUGAAGCACAUGAACAUUACAAAAUUGUUCCAAGACCAAAAACAUACUUGUAUCUAAUAAAACAUCUACAAAAGUAACA
Molecule: messenger RNA, 1164 nt
Organism: Pangasianodon hypophthalmus (striped catfish)
Lineage: Eukaryota; Metazoa; Chordata; Actinopteri; Siluriformes; Pangasiidae
Gene: chac2
Product: ChaC, cation transport regulator homolog 2 (E. coli)
Exons: 3
Coding region: 202-747 (181 amino acids)
Biological process (GO): glutathione catabolic process
Cellular component (GO): cytoplasm
Molecular function (GO): gamma-glutamylcyclotransferase activity; glutathione specific gamma-glutamylcyclotransferase activity
Source: RefSeq, a predicted model, not a curated record